AUGGAAGUGAGAAAAGCAAGGCAGGCAAGGCAGGCUUCACGAUGUUACUGUGGAAAGGUGGCAAGACUUCUUGGACCGAUUCAAACCCAGGAAGACUAUUUCAAGUUUGUCCACUCUAAUAGGGAAGAGUUAACAAAGGAUGUGUUCCAAGAUGGUGAUACUUUUCUGAGGAAAAUUGAUAGGUUGGAAGAGGAGAAUGCAAAGAUUCAACUGAAAUCAAGAAUAUUGGUUAUUGCUCUUGUGCUAUCAUGGUUGAUUACACGUGUUGUUAUCAUGGAAUGA
This is a messenger RNA of Prunus armeniaca (apricot), 282 nucleotides long. NCBI's taxonomy places the organism in Eukaryota, Viridiplantae, Streptophyta, Magnoliopsida, Rosales, Rosaceae. The record is from the annotation of a GenBank genome assembly.